GGUCAGCUUUUCAACAGUUACAUAUUUAACCAGGAGAGGGCAUCUUACAUCUAUUUUAUCCACCAAAAUAGCAUUUACAUGUGCAUUGUUUUUUUAAUAUGAUGUUUACAUGGAACAUUAAAAUACAUAACCUGACCAGCUGCAUGCAGGUGUGUCUUGGUUACAGAAAUCUGGAUAAGGUGUUUACAUGUGCAAAAUAUAACCAGGAUACUUCAAACAUCCGGUCUAACCAGGACAACAGUGUACAUAUAAAUCACUCUAUUUUAAUGGUAGACUUGUCCCUGUAUAUAAAUGUGUGCAAUGUAUGUUUUUCAAAAUGUCUCCUCUCUGCCAUCACCAGGUUCUGUCUCCUCACCGGUCAUUGCAGGGAUGAAACUAAACAGCAGCAGCAUGGUUCUACAGUGUGAGUCUAAAGGCUGGUAUCCAGAGCCUGAGGUGGUCUGGCUGGACGGUGAGGGAAACCUCCUCUCUGCUGGACCUACAGAGACAGUCAGAGGUCCUGAUGACCUCUAUACUGUCAGCAGCAGAGUGACUGUGGAGAAGAGACACAGCAACAGCUUCACCUGUAGAGUCCAACAGAAGAACAUCAACCAGACCAGAGAGAUAGAGAUCCAGGUUUCAGCUGAUUACUUUGUGGAUACAUCUUCUUCUGCUGCUGCUCGUAUCGGCAUUAUAGUGGUUGCUGUUCUCGUUUUUAUUCUUGCAGCUGCCUUUGUUUUGUGGAAAUGGAGAAAAAACCAAACCAAAGGUCAACAUAGUAAGACUCACUGCCUGCAGACAUGUGUCCAUCGAGAUAUUGGGGAGUGAUGAGCAAAUACCUUAAACCCCCCACUCGAAACCUGCAGGUGGAUGCUGGGAAUAGUGGUGGGGUUUACAGAACAGACAACACUGAUGCAGGGCAGCAGCAACAUUGAUGGAGCAGAGGGAGAGCUGGGAAAUUUAGCAGCUUAAAUAGGCCGUCAAAUGGGAAGUGUGUGUUUAUGA
Dicentrarchus labrax (European seabass) is the source of this 984-nucleotide messenger RNA. RefSeq names its product butyrophilin subfamily 1 member A1-like. The coding region runs from base 292 to 807 and encodes 171 amino acids. The transcript has 3 exons. Lineage: Eukaryota; Metazoa; Chordata; Actinopteri; Moronidae. The record is from RefSeq and is a predicted model, not a curated record.